AUCACUAUUAAUUUGUCAAUAUUUUCAAAAUAAAUACCGAAUAUGCCAGGUGCUUUUUCCGAAAUAAUCGACGAUAUUGAAGAUUUAAUAUCUUCUCAGGACAUAACACCUAAAGAGAGAUAUGCCAGCAGGAAAAGUGUUAGUGUACGAUCCAAAAAGAAAGAAACCAAGGACUUGGAACCUGUGGAAAAAGUGUUUUUAGAGAGUGUCGUACCAGGCACUCAAACAAUCUAUGUGAAGACUUGGGGCUGUGCUCACAACAACUCCGACUCGGAGUACAUGGCAGGGCUAUUGGCUGCUCAGGGCUACAAGUUGACAGAGGACAAGUGGCAAGCUCAGCUGUGGCUACUCAACUCUUGCACUGUGAAGAGUCCCGCAGAGGAUCAUUUCAAGAAUGAAAUAGAGCUGGGUCAGAGCCGAGGCAUCCACGUUGUAGUGGCAGGCUGUGUACCGCAGGGCGCUCCCCGUGCUACUUACUUGCAAGGGCUUAGCGUGGUGGGCGUGCAGCAAAUAGACAGGAUCGUUGAGAUUGUGGAGGAGACAUUGAAAGGUCACACAGUCAGAUUAUUUGGUCAAAAAAAGACAGAUGGGGGUAAAAAAGCCGGUGGCGCAUCCCUUCUUCUACCCAAAGUACGAAAAAACCCCCUUAUAGAGAUCAUCCCUAUUAACACAGGGUGCUUGAACCAAUGCACAUACUGUAAGACCAAACACGCACGGGGUGAGUUGGGCAGUUAUCCACCAGAGGAGAUUGUUGAGAGGGCAAGACAGUCCUUCACAGAGGGAGUUUGUGAGAUAUGGCUGACUAGUGAGGAUACAGGAACAUACGGGCGCGACAUAGGCACAACUCUACCAGAACUGCUGUGGCAGUUGGUGGAGGUGAUACCGGAAGGUUGCAGGCUACGACUGGGUAUGACCAACCCACCCUACAUUCUGGAACAUUUAGCUGAAAUCGCCCAAAUUAUGCACCAUCCCAGAGUCUAUAAGUUUCUUCACGUGCCAGUGCAGUCGGGCAGCGACGAAGUGCUUUCGGAUAUGAAAAGAGAAUACACUAGAGCAGACUUCGAGAGAGUUGUGGACUACCUUAGACACAAGGUCCCCGGUAUGACGAUAGCGACAGACAUCAUCUGCGGCUUCCCGACAGAAACUGAAGCCAACUUCGAAGAUACGAUGUCUCUCUGCAAAAAGUACAAGUUCCCUUCACUCUUCAUCAACCAGUUCUUCCCGCGACCUGGGACUCCAGCUGCUAAGAUGCAGAGGGUACCAGGUCAAGAAGUUAAAAAGCGUACAAAACAACUAUCAGAUUUCUUCCGCUCGUACGAACCGUACGGCCACAAGAUAGGCGAGAUACAGCAAGUGUUGGUGACAGACAUAUCGCACGACAAGAAUUACUAUGUUGCUCACAACGAGUACUACGAGCAGGUGCUGGUGCCCAAGCAGGACAGGUAUAUGGGCAAGAUGCUGACCGUGCAGAUCACUAGCGCCGGCAAGUUCUCUAUGAUGGGACAACCCAUAGAUAAGCCAAAAAUGCCAGGGCUAGCACAACCAUUAAAGAAAGGCGAAGUGUCAGGGUUGACCAAAACGGAGUCCAAGAGGGCGGUACCGAUACCUAUAUUUACUCGUAUAUUGUUCGUAGCUGUCGUUCUACGAUUGAUAUGGAUGUUUUUAUACGGCUAAUAGUUGUAAAUAUAGUUUUAAUUAAAGUAUUUUUGUAAGUGCA
Maniola jurtina (meadow brown) is the source of this 1717-nucleotide messenger RNA. RefSeq names its product threonylcarbamoyladenosine tRNA methylthiotransferase. NCBI's taxonomy places the organism in Eukaryota, Metazoa, Arthropoda, Insecta, Lepidoptera, Nymphalidae. Gene Ontology annotation, biological process: tRNA methylthiolation. The transcript has 9 exons. Bases 43 to 1674 code for a protein of 543 amino acids. Gene Ontology annotation, molecular function: tRNA (N(6)-L-threonylcarbamoyladenosine(37)-C(2))-methylthiotransferase activity; 4 iron, 4 sulfur cluster binding. The record is from RefSeq and is a predicted model, not a curated record. Gene Ontology annotation, cellular component: endoplasmic reticulum.